Molecule: messenger RNA, 1188 nt
Organism: Plasmodium yoelii
Lineage: Eukaryota; Apicomplexa; Aconoidasida; Haemosporida; Plasmodiidae
Product: PIR protein
Exons: 3
Coding region: 1-1188 (395 amino acids)
Source: RefSeq, a predicted model, not a curated record
AUGAUGCCACAUAAUCUACAAUGUGAAACAUUUUCUAAGGCUGAUAAGCAUUUUUCAGAUAUAAGCCCCGAUUUUAGUAAAUUGAAUUUUACAAAUGAAUUACCCAUGUUAUAUUCACUUUAUGAUCAGAUAGAAAGUACAGACAAAUAUAAUGCCUAUUCUGAAGAAAUUGACACUUUAGGUAUAUGGUUAAUUCAAAAAUUAUUAGUUAUUUAUAAGGAGACUUUAAUUUACGAAAAUUAUAGGAAUUGUUAUGACUAUAUUAUGAUGCAUUUGAGCAAUAAAACACAUCUAAUGAAAAAUGAUGAAAACUUCCAUCUAAAUACAUCUUAUCAAAAACAGUUAGAUGCGUUUUCAUUAAAAUUGAAUUAUUUAUUUUUCUUAGAUUAUAAUAAUAAAUAUAUUAGACAGUUUUAUAUAUUAUUUGAUAAAGUAUGUAAUAUAAUUAAUGAAUAUACAGAAAAUGGUUAUUCAAACAAAGAUGUUGUGGGUAGUUCUUUAAAAUGUAUGAAUAUGUAUAGAAUCUUUUAUAACACUCUUAAUAAAUGUAAUUCUCAUUUUUAUUUAUUGGAAAAUUUAAAAAAAUAUUACAACGAAUUUAUAAUUUCUUCUAUUAAUGAUAAUAUAAAUGAAAAAAGAAAUUUCAAUUUGGAUACAAAAUUAAAAAAGAUUACAAAUUGUAAUGAAAAUAAUUCAUAUUUUAAAAAACCUACUGAGGAAUUGGGGCAUCAAUGUUCAAGAUAUCAAAAUAGUAAUCCAUAUAGUGAAAAAGAAAAUUCGGUGAAUAUAUUAGAUGAUUCAAAAUUUGUAUUAAAAUAUUUGAAUACAUCAGAUCAUAAAAAGGAAAUAGGAACAAACGAAUUCUAUAAAACAUAUAUUGAAUCAUUUAAUUCACAAAAAAAUCAUGGGAUUGAAUCAGGAAAUCAAUCAGAAAUAUCAUCGUGUGAAUUAAAAAAUACCAAAGAAAAUAAAAUUUGUGAAUUAGUAUGUCGUAUGGAGGAAUUAUUAAAUCCUGGAAUCGGAUUAAAACGAAAUGGAUUCCCAUCAAUAUAUUGUACAAAUAUUUAUAACGAAAAUAGGAUAAACAAUAUUGCAAUAAUAUCCAUUGCAAUAGUCACUGUUUUAUCAAUUGUAUAUAAGUAUCUAUCAUUUGAUUGUCCAGAAAAACUGAAGAAAAAAAAAAGAUGA